Ipomoea triloba (trilobed morning glory) is the source of this 3468-nucleotide messenger RNA. Its product is annotated as cysteine-rich receptor-like protein kinase 10. The transcript is spliced from 14 exons. NCBI's taxonomy places the organism in Eukaryota, Viridiplantae, Streptophyta, Magnoliopsida, Solanales, Convolvulaceae. Gene Ontology annotation, molecular function: ATP binding; protein kinase activity. The record is from RefSeq and is a predicted model, not a curated record. The coding region runs from base 1 to 3468 and encodes 1155 amino acids. Gene Ontology annotation, biological process: protein phosphorylation.
AUGCGGUAUCACUGUGAAAACUAUAAUACUUACACUCCAAACAGCACCUAUAAAGCCAACCUUGAUUCUCUUCUCUCCACUCUUUCCUCCCACACCGCCCGAGCCAACAAUGGUUUCUACCAGAUCACCGUCGGCAGCCGCGGUUCCGACGAGGCCGUGUACGGCUCGUUCCUGUGCCGAGGCGACGUGUCCAAGGACGGCUGCCGCAACUGCGUCGGACGUGCGGGCAAAACGAUAUUGGAGCUUUGCAACAAUGGAACCACGGCUAUGAUUUGGAAGAACUCCAUGUUGGGGAUUGUAGACCAGUCGAACUGGUUAACGGCGAAGAACGAGGAGAAUGAUACUCGGCCAAAUGCGUACAUGGAGACGGUGGGGAAAACGUUGGAUCAGAUUAUCACUCGAGCGUCUAGUGGCUCCGACAAGAAAUUUGCUGUGUUAGAAGCUAAUUUUAGUGCGUCGGAGAGGGUGUACGCUCUUGGACAGUGUACGCCGGACCUUUCUAACGUUGACUGUCAGAUAUGCUUCAGAAAUUUGAUUCCGAUGCUGCGUCAUUGCUGCUAUGGAGCCGUGGGUGGUAGAGCUGCGUUCCCAAGCUGUAACAUUAGGUAUGAGCGCUACCCUUUUUACGAUCUCGCCGCCGUGGCAGCAUCGGAACCGCCGCCUCCUCCUCCACCCAAGGCGUCUCCCACUUAUGAUGUGACUGGAAUUUCAACUGAGGAGUCCUUGCAAUAUGAUUUUGCUACUGUUAAAGCUAUUACAAAUGAUUUCUCCCAUGAAAAUAAAAUUGGUGAAGGUGGAUAUGGUCCUGUAUAUAAGGGAAUGCUUCCCAACAGUCAAGAAGUAGCUGUAAAAAGGCUUUCCAAAGAUUCAGGACAAGGAGCCCAAGAGUUCAAGAAUGAGGUUGAAGUAGUCGCCAAGCUUCAACACAGAAAUUUAGUAAGGCUACUGGGAUUUUGCUCCGAAGGAGAAGAAAAGAUACUUAUUUAUCAAUUUGUGCCAAACAAAAGUCUUGACUACUUUUUAUUUGAUCAUGAUAAACAAUAUCUAUUGGAGUGGUCAAGACGUUAUAAAGUUAUAAGAGGAAUAGCACGAGGUCUACUCUACCUUCAUGAAGAUUCUUGUCUUAGAAUCAUACAUCGAGAUCUCAAAACAAGCAAUAUACUAUUGGACGCAAAUAUGGAUCCAAAAAUAGCUGAUUUUGGUAUGGCAAGAAUUUUUGGUGUUGAUCAAACUCAAGAAAAGACAAAUAGAAUUGUUGGAACAUAUGGUUAUAUGUCACCAGAGUAUGCAAUGCACGGAAAGUUCUCUAUAAAAUCUGAUAUUUUCAGUUUUGGAGUCAUACUUUUAGAAAUUAUUACUGGAAAGAAAAAUCGUAACUUCUGCGAAUCAAUUAAAGCACAAGACCUUCUCAGCUAUGCUUGGGAACAAUGGAGGGAUGGUUGUCCAUUAAAAAUACUAGAUCCAACACUCGGAGAGUCUUAUACAAUAAAUGAAGUCAUCCAAUGUAUACACAUUGCUUUGUUAUGCGUUCAAGAAGAUGCAGAUGAAAGGCCUAUAAUGACAAAGGUAAUGUUGAUGCUCAGUAGUUAUUCUGCUGAUAAUUGGUCAAUACCUCGUGAACCUGCAUUUUAUCGUGGUGGAAGUGAGAAGAUACCAAGAGAGAUAGAUUUGGAUCAAUCUAUGACAGCAAAUGAACUGUCAAUUUCUGAACUAUGCAACUUCGAAAAUGGUUUCUACAACUUCACCGCCGGCGGUGGCGGCGACCCCGACACCCUCUACGGCAUGUUCAUGUGCCGGGGCGAUGUCUCAACCGGCGACUGCGCCACCUGCAUAUACCAAGCUUGCUCGGAUAUACUGCGGGUAUGCCCCCAACAAAAGACCGCCUUUAUCUGGUUCGAUCACUGUAUGCUGCGUUUCUCGGACGAGUAUAUAUUCCAGAAAUUGGACAAAUCAGUCCGGAUGAAUAUGAGUGCUACGGAGAAGGAUCCUCAACCGGGUUUCAUGCAACAGACGUUGAAGGAGAUGAUCCGUCAACAGAGCGGCAAGAGAUUUGUCACUCAUGAAUCACCUAUCACCUCUGAAUCUAAGAGAGUCUACAGUCUUGGGCAGUGCACGCCGGAUCUUUCUGAAUCGGAUUGCCAGACGUGCCUAAAAAAUGCAGUGCAACUACUGCACACAUGUUGCGAUUCAGCAUUGGGUGCUAGAGUGCUCUCCCCAAGCUGUUAUGUUAGGUAUGAGAUAUACCCUUUCUACACUAAUAAAACUACUGCCCCUGCGCCGCCUCCCACAUCGGGAAACAAUGGGAAUUCUUCUACAAAACUGAUUAUUGCCAUUGUAGUUCCGGUCGCUGGGGUUAUACUCUCUGUUGUCUUUUAUUUUCUGAGAAUUAGAGGUGUUAAGAAAGGGAAUACCACAAUACCCACGACAAUAGAUAUGACUGGAGUUUCGGCUGAGGAGUCCUCACAGUAUGAUUUUGCUAUUAUUCAAGCUAUUACAAAUGAUUUCUCCCAUAAAAGUAAAAUUGGUGAAGGUGGAUAUGGCUCUGUAUAUAAGGGAAUGUUUCCCAACAGACAAGAAGUAGCUAUAAAACGCCUUUCAAGAAGCUCAGUACAAGGAGUUCAAGAAUUUAAGAAUGAAGUCGAAGUAGUUGCAAAGCUUCAACACAAAAAUUUAGUUAGACUACUUGGAUUUUGCUCAGAAGAAGAAGAAAAGAUACUCAUCUAUGAAUUUGUGGCCAACAAAAGUCUUGACUACUUUUUAUUUGAUUGUGAGAAACAAUACCAAUUGGAGUGGUCAAUGCGUUACAACAUAAUAAGAGGAAUAGCACGAGGACUACUUUACCUUCAUGAAGAUUCACGUCUAAAAAUCAUACAUCGAGAUCUCAAAACAAGCAAUAUAUUAUUAGAUACAAAUAUGAACCCAAAAAUUGCUGAUUUUGGCUUGGCAAGAAUUUUUGGAGUUGAUCAGAUUCAAGAAAAUACAAACAGAAUUGCUGGGACAUAUGGUUACAUGUCCCCCGAAUAUACAAGGUGUGGAGAAUUUUCUGUAAAGUCUGAUAUUUUCAGUUUCGGUGUUAUACUCUUAGAGAUCAUUACUGGAAAGAAAAAUCACGAUUUUUGCAAAAGAAAUAGAUCAAGAGGAAUGGACCUUCUAAGCUAUGCUUGGGAACACUGGAGGGAUGGUUGUCAAAUCAAAAUACUUGAUCCAUCUCUCGGAGAGUCUUAUACAGUAAAUGAAGUCAUCCCAUGCAUCCAUAUUGGUUUGUUAUGUGUUCAAGACAAUGCAGAUGAAAGACCUACAAUGACAAAGGUGAUGUUAAUGCUUGAUAGUUAUUUUUCUAAAAGUUGGCCAACACCUUCUGAACCUGCAUUUUACCGUAGUGAAAGUAAGAGGAUUCCGAAAGAGAUAGAGUUAGCACUAUCUACGACGGUAAAUGAAGUAUCAAUUUCUGAACUCUGUCCAAGAUAA